Pelagomonas calceolata is the source of this 625-nucleotide messenger RNA. The record is from the annotation of a GenBank genome assembly. Lineage: Eukaryota; Pelagophyceae; Pelagomonadales; Pelagomonadaceae.
GGUUGCCCAGCGCGUUGUUAUCGUAACGAGCUACGCGCGAGAGCAUCCAGCGGGCCGCUGGAACGGUUCACACAAGCAGCCGUCGCCGAACGCCACACGCGGCCUCACGCCAACGCCGCGCGUUCGACGCAAGGCUGCCCCAGCACCACCCACCGGCAGGGCUGCCCCAACCCGCCGACGUGCGGCAAGGACUCCUCAUAAGUAAACCAUGGGCAAGGGCGCCGGCAAGGGCCGGGGCAAGAAGAAGGAGCCCGAGCCAGAGGACACGGGACCGCCGCCGCCCCCGCCCGACCUAAAUAACUACGUCGCGCUCUCCUUGAAACUCAUGAACUGGAAGUUCAUGGACGACUCCACGAUCGUGACGGACGAGACGCACCUGUUCACGAUCAAAAAACGGCUCGAGGCGAAGCAUGGCCGCAUGAAGCAACUGGUCAUUUGCAAGGAUAGCUAUGCGGAGCGGAACGAGUUAAGGGACGACAUGAAGACGCUGAAGGAGUACGGGAUCCUCGGGGCGCAGAAGCCGAACGAGCCGGCGCCCAUCACGCUGUUCUACGAGUUCAAGCCGCUCGACCACGACAAUCCACUCUUAUAUAAUAUGGAGGCGGACUAAGUUUUUGUGUCUCUG